GAUGACAAACUUGGGAUGGGGGACAAAAUUGGACAUGCCCUCUUGCAAGAGAUCGAGAAAUCAAAGGUUUCGUUAAUCAUUUUCUCAAAAAACAAUGCUUUUUCCAUGUGGUGUUUGGAUGAACUUGCGCACACAUAUUGGAAUGCAAAAAAAGAUACGGACAAAUUGUCAUACCCAUUUUUUACGGCAUAGAUCCAUCACAGGUACGGAAACAACAGGAGAGUUAUGCAGAUGCAUUUGCUCAAUUUGAAGAACUUUUCGAGGACAACAUGGACAAAGUGCUCAUGUGGCGAAAUGCCUUGAAGGAAGCAGCCAAUAUGUCUGGCUUUGAUAAUUCAAAAAGAACAGGGACGGAGGCUGAUUUCAUUGAGAAAGUUGCCGAAGAUGUUUUGACCAAACUGAAUCGCACAUCUUCUUCAAGUGAUUCCGUGGAAUUGGAUGCAUUUCGAUUAAGGCAAAUUGAGGAAAUUGAAUCGUUAUUAUGCAUUGAUUCACCGGGUGUGUGCACUGUAGGAAUUUGGGGCAAGAAUUCGCUGAGAAGCCUUGAUGAUGAAUUAUUUCACCGGCUGUCUUGUCAAUUUGAAGCUACUUGUUUUCUUGCAAAUGUUAAGGAGUAAAAAAAAAAAGCAAGAAAAUCUCUCCCGACGAUCGGCACAA
This is a messenger RNA of Prunus mume (Japanese apricot), 657 nucleotides long. Lineage: Eukaryota; Viridiplantae; Streptophyta; Magnoliopsida; Rosales; Rosaceae. The record is from RefSeq and is a predicted model, not a curated record.